CUUUUUCUCCCCAGGGCUUCAUGUUGCUCAGCACUGCGGAUGCUCAGUCACAGCUGACAUCAGAGCACAAUGCCAUAAGCCCCUCCUCUGGCACCUACAGCCACUUUGACCGGGCCACGAACAGGGAACUGAUUUGUGACAAAUGCCCCGCUGGAACGUUCGUGUCUAAGCACUGCACCAACACGACCUUACGAGAGUGCAGCGACUGCCCCGGUGGGACUUUUACCAAGCACAAGAAUGGGAUCGAGAGAUGCCACCCCUGUAGGAAGCCCUGUCAGCGGCUGAUGGUCGAGAGGACACCUUGCAGGGCGUGGGCCGACCGCGAAUGCUCCUGCCCGCCUGGCCGCUUCCUAGCCAGUGACACUUGCAACCUUUACUCCGAGUGCCCUGUCGGCUGGGGCUUGAAAAAGAAAGGCACCGACACGGAAGAUGUCCGGUGUAAGCCGUGCCCUCCCGGCACUUUCUCUGAUGUGCCUUCCAGCGUCCUGAGAUGCAGAGCCUUCACAGACUGUUCCAAAAAGAACAGGGUGGUGCUGAAGCCAGGAACGAGAGAGACAGACAACAUCUGUGGCCUUCCGCCCUCUCUCCUGAAUGCUGCUGGGCUUUCCUCCGGUCCGGAAGAGGAAAAGGAGCCUCCGAAAGCUGCUUCUACGACUUCUCCUCCAAAAGGUGUGAAUUUUUCGGCUUCCAACUUCUCUGCUACUCCUGCGCCAAACCUAUACACCAACGCUAUGGAGCCGAUGGGCCCUAGUAACGCAACUUCGAAGAACGAGUCCGUAGUUGAGAAUGCGACUUCUCCAGAGUAUCCGAGGCCCAUGAAUCACCAGCAGGCCCAUUACCACAAGCACGCCACGUCCAUUCUGAAAAUACACCCAUCCCUGGAAAUGAGCGGUGGCGCAAAAUCCAGUAUUCCUUACAAGCCCCCUAAAAGAGGCCCUCCACGGCAGGCUGCUCACAAGCAUUUCGAUAUCAACGAACACUUGCCGUGGAUGAUCGUGCUGUUGCUGCUGCUUGUUCUGGUGGUGAUUGUGGUCUGCAGCGUCCGCAAAAGCUCACGGACUCUCAAGAAGGGCCCCCGGCAAGAUCCCAGCCUCAUCGUGGAGAAGUCUGUGGUGAAAAAAUCUUCCGUUCCAGCCCUGAACAGGGAGAAGUGGAUCUACAACUGUAAUGGGCACGGUGAGUAAUGAAA
Molecule: messenger RNA, 1189 nt
Organism: Sphaerodactylus townsendi
Lineage: Eukaryota; Metazoa; Chordata; Lepidosauria; Squamata; Sphaerodactylidae
Gene: TNFRSF21
Product: TNF receptor superfamily member 21
Exons: 2
Coding region: 21-1184 (387 amino acids)
Biological process (GO): humoral immune response; negative regulation of myelination; negative regulation of B cell proliferation
Molecular function (GO): protein binding
Source: RefSeq, a predicted model, not a curated record